Messenger RNA from Ipomoea triloba (trilobed morning glory), 1155 nucleotides. RefSeq names its product probable aquaporin PIP2-5. The record is from RefSeq and is a predicted model, not a curated record. NCBI's taxonomy places the organism in Eukaryota, Viridiplantae, Streptophyta, Magnoliopsida, Solanales, Convolvulaceae. Gene Ontology annotation, cellular component: plasma membrane. Gene Ontology annotation, molecular function: water channel activity. The transcript has 4 exons. Gene Ontology annotation, biological process: transmembrane transport. The coding region runs from base 42 to 887 and encodes 281 amino acids.
UACUGUUAUUGCUCCUUACAGCUUUGAGUAACUUUGUUUCCAUGGCUAAGGGCACGGCGGCGGAGCCAGGGUCGUUCACGGCGAAGGACUACCAAGAUCCUCCGCCGGCGCCGCUGAUCGACCCGGAGGAGCUGACGCAGUGGUCGUUUUACAGAGCUCUGAUAGCAGAGUUCAUAGCCACGCUUCUGUUCCUCUACGUCACUGUCUUGACUGUGAUUGGGCACAGCAAAGAAGCCGACGCCUGUAAUGGAGUCGGCGUUCUUGGAAUCGCUUGGGCCUUUGGUGGCAUGAUCUUCAUUCUUGUUUACUGCACCGCCGGCAUUUCAGGGGGUCAUAUUAAUCCGGCGGUGACAUUCGGGCUAUUCCUAGCUCGGAAAGUUUCGCUGGUCCGAGCGGUUAUGUACAUGGCGGCGCAGUGUUUGGGGGCCAUAUGUGGCGUCGGGCUGGUGAAAGCUUUCCAGUCGUCGUACUACACUAGGUACGGCGGCGGUGCCAACAAGUUGGCCGACGGCUACAGCGACGGCGUGGGUUUGGGCGCUGAAAUCAUCGGAACUUUUGUUCUUGUGUACACUGUUUUCUCAGCCACUGAUCCCAAGAGGAAUGCCAGAGAUUCACAUGUCCCUGUUUUGGCACCUCUCCCAAUAGGAUUUGCAGUGUUCAUGGUUCACUUGGCCACCAUACCGAUCACCGGCACAGGCAUCAACCCUGCAAGGAGUCUUGGAGCUGCUAUUAUGUAUAACAAGGACAAAGCUUGGAAUGACCAUUGGAUCUUUUGGGUAGGACCGUUUACUGGGGCAGCCAUUGCAGCCUUCUACCACCAGUUCAUCUUGAGGGCAGGAGCAGUGAAGGCCUUUGGUUCAUUCAUGAGCAUAAGCUCUCAAGUUUAAUUUGAAUUGAAGUGAUUGUUUCUCUUCUACUUUCACAUUCUUAGCAGAAUGAUGAUGAGUGAGUUUGGGGAAAAAGAUGAUGUUUUAUUAGUGUGUUGUUGUCCUAGGUCAUUUAUGGUACUCAUUGUCACAGCAAUUCUUUGUUGAUCAAGCACCACGGGAGAGUGUUUGGGAGUCUUUAUUUUUGUUUUUAUUUUUUGUCAUGUAUUACUUCACUUUUGUAUCUACACUACUUCAUAUUCAUGUAGUAUCUUUCCUCGUCUGUCUA